GCGAAGUUGCAAACACUUGAUAAACCCAUGGAUAACAUACGAACGGCCAUAGUACGAGUGGCACGGCGGGUCCGCACCCUCGAGCAGUUGAAACAGCGUCAGUCACGUCGGACCGAUGUAGGCACGGUCGGUGGUGGGACGCCGACGGUGCCCAAGUCCCGGAAUCAAAUGGCUGGAUUGAAGGUCACCAACGAGCUCUUGACCCAAGCAAAGCCAUUUCUCCAGGAUUUCGAGAAGGCCAAGUUCAAGGAGUUUCUUGCACCGUUAGAGAUGUCGGGGCUUAAGCUUCUUGGCGACAAGCGACCGUUUGACGCUCGUAAAGCGGUCAACAUGUGGCAGUUGAAAAGAAGCACCAGUAACUUGGUGAUGCACCAGAAGUUCACAGACUCCCAGGCAUUACUUGAACAGACCCUUGGGUUGUUGAAACGACUCACUCCCCCCCAAGUACUUGGCCCCAAGACAGAUGCGGCGACCCUCCAGAUUUUGGAGGAGUAUGAACGGGAAAUACUGAAAUUCAAGUUCGAGGUUCCUCGAUACUUUUUUGGUGAGGUACCCAAGGUGGACGCCAGUAUGUCCAGCGAUCAGUUUGAGCAGUACAUAUACUUUCUUACACACAGCCAAGUUCUCUACAGGGGUUCUUCCAAGCUCAAUGGCGUUGUCAAUGAUAUACUCUUGUAUACCCACAAACUAGAUAACCAUGAGUUCAAACUGAAGCGGAGUGUUACCACUUACAACCAUAUGAUCAAGUGGUAUGGGUACAACAAGAACCAGAGUCUCUUUGCUCGGCUGUUGCUUGUGGCCAUGGAAAAAGAUGGAAUAGAACCGGACAUUCACACCAUAAACAACCUUCUCAAGAUGGUUCGAGUCACCGGACGUAUACGAUCUGUAUCUGAGCCCCUCAAGUUGGUCAACAAGUAUCUCCGACUUUGUGGCCACUACAAGCUCCAGGCGAACCUUGUGACAUGGACCCGAGUGUACCAGGUUCUUACCAAUGUGUACCUCAAGGAGAUGUUUUUAAACCGCGUGAGUAUGGAACAGGUGCCAAUUCCACGGGAAAUGGUGUACAGUGUAAUGGAUGACUACAUGGUAGGGUGCCUGGGAGUUACAGAGUUGGUACAGUUUGUGGAGAGAGAGCUUCGGAUGCCUGAACAGGUGUGGCAGGAAGAUCUGAAGAUAUUCAAUAAGGUCAACUAUAUGGCUGCAAAGUGUGCCACGAGCGCCGGGGAAAUUGCCAGUGGUGCUGCAGGCCGGUGCCACGAUUCCCAUACCAAUGAACACGUGAUCCGCGGACUUCGGCAGAAUCAAAACUUGUCUGAGCCAGACAAGAUCAAUGCUAUUCUCUGGGUGUACAAAGGAGAUAGUCCGGCGGUGAUACGGUAUGUGGUGGAUCUGUUGAGUCGAAUAGAAUUCGAUAUCGAUGGUAUGCACAAAGCUACUAACAAGCUCGUCUAUGACUUCCAGCAGCUUAGUCUGUAUGAAAAAACCGGUGAUGUUAUCAGCAGCAUGAAGCUGCACAUUCUGAGUUUCGAUGCGGUGAUGGCCAAAUUGCAGUACUUUAAGCGGCGCAUUGAACCGAAGGACUGGGAAAUACCGGUGCAGUUGGAUGGCACAAACACAUUUGUGGUGCCUGAGAAGUAUCUACGGAGGAGGCACAUGGGAGUAAUCAAGGCCAUUAAUCGCAGUAAGCUUGUGGCUGCGACCAGCCUUGGGGAGCGGUUAAGAGAGCGGGAGGUGGUGGCCCGCCAGCCGCGCGCCUAG
This is a messenger RNA of Yamadazyma tenuis ATCC 10573, 1758 nucleotides long. RefSeq lists its product as uncharacterized. The record is from RefSeq and is a predicted model, not a curated record. Gene Ontology annotation, molecular function: hydroxymethylglutaryl-CoA reductase (NADPH) activity; protein binding. Lineage: Eukaryota; Fungi; Ascomycota; Pichiomycetes; Serinales; Debaryomycetaceae.